This is a messenger RNA of Oryza brachyantha (malo sina), 1861 nucleotides long. Its product is annotated as bZIP transcription factor 44-like. Gene Ontology annotation, molecular function: DNA-binding transcription factor activity; transcription cis-regulatory region binding. NCBI's taxonomy places the organism in Eukaryota, Viridiplantae, Streptophyta, Magnoliopsida, Poales, Poaceae. Gene Ontology annotation, biological process: positive regulation of DNA-templated transcription. Gene Ontology annotation, cellular component: nucleus. The transcript has 2 exons. The record is from RefSeq and is a predicted model, not a curated record. The coding region runs from base 995 to 1468 and encodes 157 amino acids.
UCAGGCGCCCACAUGAUUCUAGCAGAUGCUGCAGAAGAUUCCAAACACAUCUGCCUCUAACUUUUAUCUGCUUUUCCUCUCCACUAGCAUUUUAUUUUCUGCAAUUUUUCCCCCACUCCAAAAGCCACCAUUUUUCAGCUAUAAAUGGCCCCCUCCUCCAAGCUUCACUUCCCUUUUCCCCUCUUCCCCAUCUCCUUAGUAAGGUUUUCCUUACACUGAGCUCUUUUUUUGCUCUUCAGAUCUUCACUUCUUUUCCUAGUUGUUACUACUGUCUUUGAGUAUUGACAACUCCAUCCUGACACCUCAGCUCAAUCAUCCUCUGAAAAUUUCAAUCUUUGUUUCUGAAUCUUCAGUGUUUACAGGGGGAGGUUCUGCCAAAAAAUUUCCCUCUGACCAUCCAUUUUGCAAGGGGAGGUUCUGCCAAAAUUUUCCUCUUUCUCCAUAAUUAUUCAGGGGGAGAUUCUGCCAAAAUUUUCCUCUUUCUCCAUAAUUAUUCAGGGGGAGGUUCUGCCAAAAUUUUCUCUGACAACAGUUAAUUUGUAAGGGGAGGUUCUGCCAAAAUUUUCCCUGGUCAUCAACUUCCCCGUCUGUGUGACACACCUGCAUAAAUAUAUACAACAAACAUAACUUUUUUGCAAGGUGAGGAAGGCUACUUUUAUCUGUUCUUGAUGAUAGACUCGUAGAGAAGCAGUACUGCUUGUGUAGAUGCUGUUGCUCAUCAUCCCUGAGCACCUUGUGUCUGGAUUUAUGACUGGCCCAGCCAUAACCCAGCUUGUUCAGUCCUUCUCUGUUGUCUUCCUCUACUGGUUCUAUGUCUUCUCAGUAAGCACCCUCUAGUUGUGGUCUCUUCAAAUUACAAGGCUUAUUUAUACAGCAUAAUUACCAAGGCAUCCAUAUAUAUAUACUACAAGUUAUAUUUACUAAGAAAAAAAAGGAACAAAGAGGGAGUGAAAUUGCUGCUGGUAAAAAGAGAUAAAAUUGUUGAGAGGUGACCAUGUCAAGUGGCACAUCAUCCGGGUGGAGCCGGGGCACCCGGAGCUCCAGGUCAGAGGAUGACCAUGAGCUGAACCUCCAGGCCCAGAUGGAGAGGAAGAGGAAGAGGAGGAAGGAGUCGAACCGAGAGUCAGCUCGGAGGUCUAGGAUGAGGAAGCAACAGCACCUCGACGAACUCACCUCGCAGGUGAACCAGCUGAAGAGUCAGAACCAGCAGCUGAGCAUGGCUCUGGGCUUGACCACACAGAACCUUGUGGCAGUGCAGGCACAGAACUCUGUGCUGCAAACCCAGAAGAUGGAGCUGCAGAGCAGGCUGUGUGCCCUAACUGAGAUCCUGAUGUGCAUGAACUCAAGCACCACCACCACCACCAGUGCUGCUACCACCAUUCCAGCCACUGCCAGUGCUUGUGAUGUCUUUGGUGCCAGCUCAUGGAACCAGACACCCAUAGACUUGUACCAGUACCAGUGCUUCUGAUCUAGUGAGAAGAAGAAGAAGAAGAGGUGGUUGUGGUAGUGGUGUAGGACCAGAAUGAAAGGAGGCAGUCAUCAUCUAGUAAUGUUUCAAUCCAUUGUAGGCCCAUUGUGUCACUGUUGGUGUAUGCAAUUCCCUCUUGAUUGCCUAUUCUAGGGACAGGGAUAUCUGGCUUUCUUGUAGUUGGUGGUAGAGGGAUGGCCAUAUGGCAAAAUGGUGCUUGGCAAUGUGUUAGGUGGGGCUGUUUUGGUUGUUAUGGGUAGGGAGGAGAAAUUGGUAGGCAAUACAUGUCCUAUUGAGAUAGGGAGGCAAAGGAUUUUGUGUAAUGAUGCUCUGCAAGAAGAAAAGAAAUAUUGCAUAAUGAUGGUGGUAAUGUAAUAUGUGAACUUUCUGUUC